Messenger RNA from Labrus bergylta (ballan wrasse), 5401 nucleotides. Lineage: Eukaryota; Metazoa; Chordata; Actinopteri; Labriformes; Labridae. The record is from RefSeq and is a predicted model, not a curated record.
AUCAGCUGAAUAUUGCACGAACAGCUGGGGAUAAAUCCCUGGAAGCAGAAGCGAGCGACGCUCUCGGGGGCGUUUAUCAGCUGAUGGCAGACAACGAGACGGCGCUACAGUGGCACCAGAGGGCUUUGGACAUAGCAGAGCAGACCGGAUGCGUGAGGAGCCAGGGUCGAGCCUACGGAAACCUGGGACUGACCUAUGAAGCUCUGGGCAACUACGAGCGGGCGGUGGUCUUCCAGGAGCAGCACCUGAGUGUGGCGGCCCAGACCAACGAUCUGAUUGCUAAAACUCUCGCCUACGGGAGCCUCGGGAGGAUACACCAUGCACUGCAAAACUCUGCACAGGCUGUGAUGUAUCUACAGGAAGGUCUGCGUCUGGCGGAGCAGUUGGGUCGGAGAGAAGAUGAAGCUAAGAUACGCCAUCGCCUCGGCCUGUCGCUGUGGGCCGGAGGAAACCUGGAGGAGGCUCAACACCAGUUGUACAGGGCGUCUGUGUUAUUUGAGACAUUUCGUCAUGAAACGCAGCACAACACGGAUUACAAACUCUCUCUGUUUGAUCUGCAAACCAGCUCGUACCAGGCCCUCCAGAGGGUCCUCGUCAGCCUAGGCCGACACGAUGAGGCCUUGGCGAUAGCAGAACGAGGGCGAACACGAGCCUUUGCCGAUCUCCUUGUUGAACGUCAGAAAGGAAGUCAGCUGGCAGCGAGCGCCGACCCGUACAUCCCGGUCACAGUGGAGAACAUCCUGGAGACGGUGAACGGUCAGAGGGCCGUGGUUCUGUAUUACUCUCUGGCUGGAGGCUUCCUGUACAGCUGGCUGAUAGCACCGGGCACAGGUAUUGUGAAGUUUAACGAGGUGUACCUGGGAGAGGCUGGGGUGGAGGCUUCAGAGCUCCAGGAUGGAGGAGGGAGUCCACAGAGCGGAAGAGGGGGAGGAGGAGGAGGAGGUGGAGGUCCUCUCUCUCUGGAGCAGUACAUCAGUAACGCCAGAGAAGCUUUAGGAGUGGACAGCCACUACAGCAGAGUUUGCUCCAGCAGCGAGACGGAGAGUGAAGCCGGAGAUCUGUUGGAGCAACAGUUUGAGGAGCUGAACAACAAACUCACCUCAGCCACAGACCCCACAGGUUACCUCCGCAUGGUGUCCAGAAACAACCUCUUCAACAGAAGCUGUCAGAGCAUGACGAGUCUGUACAGCGCCACCGUUUCUCCGGCUAAGGAGAGCUCAAACUCUCCUCUCUGCAGGCCGAGUAACAUCAGCAAACCUCCUCUGCGAGCCCUUUAUGACUUACUCAUAGCACCGAUGGAAGGGGGCCUGAUGCACAGCAGUGGACCUGUGGGCAGACACAGACAGCUCGUGUUGGUGCUGGAGGGAGAAUUGUACCUGAUCCCCUUUGCCUUGCUCAAAGGCAGCUCCUCUAAUGAAUACCUUUAUGAAAGGUUCAGUCUCAUUUCUGUCCCUUCUUUAGCCAGCCUGGGAGCAUCCGUCAAGCCUCAUCCUCGUCGUGGAGGCCCCUUCUACUGCUCUGACGGAGGCUCGGUGGCUGCAGUGGUCGGAGCUCCUCGCCUGCCCUCCUCUGUGAUGGACCGCUGGCUGUGGGGACCCUUACCUUCAGCCCAGGAGGAAACCCUGGGUCUCGGGGAACAGCUGGGGUGUCAUCCUUUAACCGGAGCGAACGCCACAAAGGAGCGCGUUUUAGCAGCUCUGAAUCAGGCCGAGUGCGUCCACUUUGCAACUCACAUAUCCUGGAAACUCGCCGCUUUGGUCCUCGCGCCCAGUCAAGACGGGAGAAUCAGGGGUUCAUUUUCAAAGAGCCACAGCAGCCCGGAGGGACUCAGAGGAGCAGACGAGAUGAGCGAGGACGGGGACAGUUUGUGUGACAUGGAGAGCAUGUACAACAGUCCACCUCUUCAUGACUUCCUCCUCACUGCUGCAGACAUCCUGGACCUGUGCCUGAGCGUCAAACUGGUGGUUCUGAGGUUGUACCCGGAGUCCAGCAGCAAGGUGUCAGCAGACGGGGUGGUGGGUCUGACCCGGGCCUUCCUGGCUGCGGGUGUCCAGUGUGUGUGCGUCUCUCUGUGGCUGCCGAUAGCCGCCUCCAAACUGUUCACGCACACCUUCUACACGGCGCUCCUCAACGGGAUCAAAACCAGCGCCGCUCUGACGGAAGCCAUGAAGACGCUUCAGAGCAGCAAACACUUCUCACACCCCUCCAACUGGGCGGGUUACAUGCUGAUUGGCAGCGAUGUGAAGCUGAACAGCCCGAUGUCUCUGGUGGCUCAGGCUCUGUCAGAGAUCCUGCAGUACCCGGAGAGAGCCAGAGACGCCCUCAGAGUGCUGCUCCACCUGGUGGAGAAGUCUCUGCAGCGGAUUCAGAGCGGUCAAUGUAACCCGAUGUACACGUCGCAGCAAAGUGUCGAGAACAAGGUCGGCGGGGUGCCCGGGUGGCAGGCCCUCCUCUCUGCGGUGGGGUUCCGGUUAGAUAUCUCCGGUAGCGGUGCUGGUCUCCCUGCGGCGGUUUUCUUCCCGACAUCAGACCCCGGGGAUCGUCUGCAGCAGUGCAGCACCACUCUGCAGUCACUGCUCGGUCUCACUCCUGCAGCUCUGCAGGCUCUCUGCAAACUAGUCACAGUGUCUGAGGCCGGAGAGCAGCUCAUUCAUAAGGCGGUUAAAAGCAUGGUGGGAAUGCUCCAUCAGGUCCUGGUUCAGUUGCAGUCGGGCGAUAAGGAUCAAGACUUCUCUCUGGCUCCCAUUCAGGUGUCAAUAAGCGUUCAGCUCUGGAGGCUUCCAGGCUGCCACGAGUUCCUGGCUGCACUCGGUUUCGAUCUGUGUGAGGUCGGUCAGGAGGAGGUCGUGUUGAAGACUGGGAAGCAGGCGAGCAGACGCAUUAUGCACUUCGCUCUUCAGUCUCUUCUGGCUCUCUUUGACUCCACGGAGCUUCCCAAGCGUCUGAGCAUGGACAGCUCCUCGUCGCUGGAGUCCCUCUCCUCCUCCCAGUCCACCUCCCAGCCUCACUCCUUACCCCUCUCCUUCAGCGGCUUCCCCCCUCAGCCCUCCUUCUUACCCCCCGUCUGCCCCGACAACCUCUCCUGCGACGCCAUCUCCGUCUACAGCCUCAGCUCCCUCGCCUCCUCCCUCAGCUUCCUGUCGCGGCCCGAGCCCGCAGGAAGUGACAUCAUCAGCCAGCGUUCGCAUCAGCAGGACCUCGAUAGAUCCCGAGGCGGAGGGGGUCUUUACUCCUCGCGUGGAAACUCGGGAGGCCUGCAAAGAGGUCGGCUGACCAAUCAGGGAGGAGGAGGAAGAGGGGAGGAGGACGACUACGAGGGGUACUCCAUCAUCAGCAGCGAGCCGUUAGGGCGAGGGAGGAGGGAGUGCGACACGCUGCCUCUGCCUGCAGGACACAGACAGGGCAGAGGGGCGGCAGGGCGUGGGUCUGCAGGGGCUCAUGGGUACCCUCUUACAAUGUCCUCCAAAGGAAGCGUCAGCACGCCCACGUCUCCGAUAAAAGCUCCGCCCCCGCUGCCCCGCAAGUCUCCUGCAAGCCCCAAAGACAGGCAGCAACUCUCGUCUCCUCAGAGGUUGGGGAAAGGGAAGGUCAGCAGCUCGGAGUCGGACCAGUCGAGCACCGAGACGGACAGCACGGUCAAGUCCCAGGAGGAGAGGACCGUGCCCGUGGGACAGCUGGACCCGCAGGAGCUGGCCCAGAAGAUCCUGGAGGAGACGCAGAGCCACAUGCAGGCUGUGGAGAGCCUGCAGAAGGCGAACAUCAGAGGGGCGACGCAGAGGGCGGGCGAGGGGAAAGAGGAGGUGCAGGCCAGGCAGACUUCUCUGUCCACUCCCACAACCCCGACUCUGACCGGAGGAGCGCGGGGGUUUCAGCCCUCUGAGACCAGCGCGUUCAGCAGACCUCCCAGCAGGGCGAGUUUAAAGGCUUCCUCGUCCCCUCUCUCCCCGUCCGUCUCAACGCCUCCUCCGACCCGGCCUAAACCUCCCUCCCGCUCCUCGUCCUUGCAGAAAAUCAGCUCCAGCGGUUACAACAGCCCGCCUCAUUCCUCUCCGUCUUUAUCGCUCUCUGUAAAAAAACAGAAUUCCUUUUUCUACACGGGUUCCUCAGACAUGCAUGCCCAGGCUCCGCUCAAAUUCAAAUACUCUCCCUCGCCUUACACCUCCCACGUGUCACCGUCCCACUCUCCUGCCGACGACGCCCCAUCCCCAGCUCUCUCCUACUCCUCUACAGGAUCGGUUUCUGCCUCCUCCAGCCCAGCAAACACCCACGAACUGAGCCAGGUCAAACAGGAUAAUAAAGUGCAGACUAUUCAUAACUUGAAGGCAUUCUGGGCCGGCGCCGGUCAGAAACACGAUGAGCCCUGUCCGGCCAGUUACCUCCGAGGUGGGAAUAAAAAAAUGAGCACGGUUCAGAAAGACGUUUUGGGUUUGCUCAACCUCUCGCCUCGACAUGAGUCUGUGAGCAGAGAUGCACGGGAAUCGAAAGAGCACAACACUGGCGAGAGACCGAAUGGUCACCAGAAUCUGGAGGCUAAACCGCCUCCGCCUCCUCUUUCAAAAAGCCCACAAACUCUAAAGGAAGCAUCAAACUUCCCUCUGGGAACGGCUUCAAGUUUCACUCUCCUGGACAUUUUUUCCCUUCUUCUAAAUGUUGAGGGUUUGGGAUAUCGGCCGUGCAGAACUGUAGACUUUUCUAUAAGAAGUGGAAGUAGCCUUUGUGACAUUUGCAUUAUUGUUUAUUUCAGCCAAAUGUGACCAUGUUUAGACAAAGGACAGGAAGCUGGAGAGGAGAGAGGAGUUACUGAAUGCUAAGUCGUCUGCUAAUGCUAGCACUCGCUUGUUAAGAAAGGUGCAUUUGUCAGUCACAGAAAACAGUAUUUUUGAUGAAUAUUUGUUUCUAGCAUAAAGCAGUCUUACACUGAAGUGGCUUUUACUUGCAUUCUUUCUGCUGGCCAGCAGGGGGCGAGUUCAUCGGAUGCAAAACAUAUAAAAGUCCAUGUAAAAAAUGAUCCUACCUUUUAAUUUAUAGUCUAAGGUAGCUCUGACGUUAGCUGAUGACUUUGCAUUUUCUAACCCCUUGCUUGGUUUUAGCUACCUGAACAUGUCAGAAACUAGCUACUUACCAAAUUAAACGAGGUGUACAAGACAAAUUCCCCAACUUGGAGCCUCAAAGUGGCAGUUAACAAACCAAUGGAUGACAUCACAGUUAAUGCAUUGAUCUUGUGUCUGUUUUUCUCUAAAUGGGGCCAUAGUUUAAAUCAUUCUGUACUGAGGAAGACUUGAGCUAGCGAUUGACACCAGAAACACAUCGGAAGAACUUACUGAUGUGAUAAAUAAAGUGAAGGCCCUGACGCACCAAGCAGACGGCAAAGAACUAAUGGCGACGAAGGCAAAAAGUUGCA